Eucalyptus grandis is the source of this 582-nucleotide messenger RNA. RefSeq lists its product as uncharacterized. The coding region runs from base 1 to 582 and encodes 193 amino acids. NCBI's taxonomy places the organism in Eukaryota, Viridiplantae, Streptophyta, Magnoliopsida, Myrtales, Myrtaceae. The record is from RefSeq and is a predicted model, not a curated record. The transcript has a single exon.
AUGCCCUCGGCGAUUGAGCUAAGGAAGUCAGUAGUCAGGUCAGUCAUGCCCUCGGCGAUUGAGCUAAGGGAGUCAGGAGUCAGGUUUAGGGCUGCGCAAGGGCGCGAACUGAGCGACAUCAAAUUCAAGAACGGGACACUCGAGUUACUGGUCUUGUAUGUAGAGGAUGACACCGAAUCAAAUUUUCGAAACCUGAUCGCAUAUGAGCAGCAUCGUCAAAGCAGAGACAUCAACUACUUCACGGAUUACGUGACCUUCAUGGAUUGCCGCAUAAGCUCUUCAAAGGACGUCGAGGUGCUUCGCCACGCAGGGAUUGUUAAGAACUACCUAGGCGAUGACAAGGUUAUUGCACAGAUGUUCAACAAGAUCGGUGACCAUGUCGCUGUAUCCGAUUCCUAUUACUCCGAGAUCUUCCCAAAUGUGAAUGCACAUUACAAGAAUAAGUGGAACGUCUGGAUCGCGAAACUGAAGAGGGAAUAUUUCCAUAGUCCUUGGGCUUUCUUGUCCGUUCCCGCAGCCAUUGUGUUGCUCUUUCUCACAGUAGCACAAACAGUAUUUUCUAUUCUUCCUUACACAAAGUAA